GCCCAUUACCAUUCCUACGUCCCGCAUUUACAACUCACCAUCUCCUUUCCUUUCCUUUCCAUCCAGCUUCCUGUUAAUGGUGAUUCUGUUUGUUGCGAUAACAGUAAAACCCAGAUGAAUGAAUUAAUUUAAUUAACACUGUAUCUUGCACUAAAAAGUCACUGGCUUCACGAAGCAGCAAACACCAUGCCGCUCUCUCCGCGCACCCACGCCGCUUCUUCGAAUAACGCUACCCACUAUGACCUCCCCUUCGAUUCACAGAAAAACCAGCAACCCCGCUUCAGUUCUUAAUGCGACGCUGCAACACUGUCAAUUGAAUCCCGCCGCUUCACUUCCUCUUUUCAGUUUCAAUUGCUUCUGGGAAUUGGAUUAUGUGUGAGUUCCAGAUAGCCGGGUAGACGCAUUUGUCCAGUUUCUUUUGGUAGAUCGGGAGCCAUGGAGAAUCGCAGAGAUGCUGACCCAAUUUCUUUUCUCAGUUUGUUUGCGGCGCUUUCGUAUGGGAUUGCUUCAAUGGCGAUGGUGUUCAUCAACAAGGCCAUUGUGAUGCAGUAUUCUCACUCUAUGACACUUCUCACUUUCCAACAAGUGGCUACAGCCUUGCUUAUAUACGUUGGGCGGAAAACAGGAUACACGAGAUCGAAGGGACUCGAUCUCCAAACAGCUAAGAGGCUUCUCCCUGUUUCUCUCUUCUACAAUGCCAAUGUGGCAUUUGCUCUGGCCAGCUUGAAAGGGGUUAACAUUCCCAUGUAUAUUGCAAUAAAGAGGCUCACUCCUCUUGCUGUGCUGAUUGCUGGCUUUUUUGCUGGGAAAGGAAGGCCUUCUACUCAGGUGACUCUAUCUGUCCUACUCACUGCUGGCGGAGUUGUUAUCGCAGCGCUUGGAGAUUUUUCCUUCGACUUGUUUGGUUAUGGGUUGGCAUUUGUUUCUGUUUUUUUCCAGACCAUGUACCUAGUUUUAGUGGAGAAGUCUGGUGCAGAAGAUGGGCUUUCUUCAGUUGAGAUAAUGUUCUACAACAGCUUCUUGUCUCUUCCUUUUUUGAUAUUCCUCAUCAUAGUUACUCGAGAAUUCCCCGACUCUUUGGUGUUAUUAAUCGCAAAGAGUAAUUCCUUCUCAUUUUUGGUGAUACUCAUUCUCUCAUUGGUGAUGGGAAUCAUUCUCAACUACACCAUGUUCUUAUGUACGAUAGUCAACUCAGCUCUAACAACAACCAUAGUUGGUGUACUAAAAGGUGUUGGAUCGACGACUCUUGGUUUCUUCUUACUUGGCGGGGUGAAGGUGCAUGGUCUGAACGUGACUGGCUUGGUCAUCAACACUGCUGGUGGACUGUGGUAUUCAUACGCAAAAUAUAGGCAAAGGAAAAGCCGGCCACUGAAGCUAACGCCAGACAUAGAGGCACAUCGAAAGUAAUAGCUCCGGUGUCAUGGUGGCCAACGAGUGAACAUAGAAUGUAUGCUUGGUUUGUGAAGAAGACAAGCUCAUUGUAAGGAGUUACACUGAUGCUUCGUAACAGAUACGUCUUUUGUUCGAAUGGUGGCGCUGCAACGUUGUGAGUAUGAAGAAAGACACUAUAGAGUAGGCUGAUUCUACAAAACCCUAAAUGUGGCAGUGACCAUUCCCUUUCAUCACAUACAAGCAAACAAUCACACACUAUUAUAAAGUAUAUAAACACGCAUUAAACUCAAGGCGAGUUUUUGCUUUCUUUGAGUUCAUUCAAUGGAUUACGACGAGGCACCAUACUACACUCGAAUGAUUAAGCAGGUACCUGAGUACUAUGAGUCUGCAUGAUUGGAGAGAGUGCACACAUAAGUAGCUAUAUCAUAUUAGAGAGAUGGAAUGCAGAUGAGUUUAUGUUGGGAAAGAGGUUGACCUGGUUGUUUUCAAGGCUCCAGGGCCAUGAUAGCAAAUAGCAGUUGGGUCUGGU
This is a messenger RNA of Linum tenue, 1921 nucleotides long. NCBI's taxonomy places the organism in Eukaryota, Viridiplantae, Streptophyta, Magnoliopsida, Malpighiales, Linaceae. The record is from the annotation of a GenBank genome assembly.